CAAGAAUAUUUCGACAUGGUUUUCCGUAGUUCCACGCCAAAGAGAAACCAUAAUAUUCAACCUGUUGAACAGACUACAACUAUUAAUGUGCAAAAUAAGUUGGCGGUGAAGAUCACACCCAGUCCCAGGCCAAGUCCCCCACACACUGCAGCCCCAGCUGGAGCAGCAGUUGAGAAAGAUAAUAAAUUGGUUCCAGAAUGGUUAAACGCAAGCGAUUUUGCUGAAAUAGUUGCAAGUACUGAACCCACAUUUGAUAAGAUUCUGAGUAGUACGUUAGAGUUGGCCACCAAACCAGGUGAUAAUUAUGCCUCUACAGUGCUCAAAGUGGACAUCAAUGUGCAACUGAAGGACUUCAGUUCGAAAACUAAGUCGUACAUUGUAAAGGUGAAACCAAGUCAAGCAUUAGAAUUUUUGCCCCAUAAUCUCUUUUCCAAAGAGAUUGAGGUCUAUGCCAACUAUAUAGCUGCGUUUGAGAAAUUAUACACAGAUGCUGGCCAACCCGUUCAAUUUAGUCCCCGUUCAUAUAGGCUACAUAAGAAAGAUGUUCAGGUGGAAUAUUUGAUUUUGGAUAAUCUAAAGGCAAUCGGUUUCGAAUUGUGUGAUCGCAUGAAGGGCUUGGACUUGGAGCACACCAAACACACAUUGAAAAAAUUGGCCCAAUGGCAUGCUGCUUCCAUCAAGUACAAGGAACUAAAAGGCCCCUAUCCAGAAAAAUUCAAUAAUGGCCUGUACUCUGAGCAGACAGCUCCAAUAAUUAAGGCCAUGCUUGCUACUUGUAAAAAAUCUUUUCUUGAAAUAGUAAGCCAGUUCGAUAGCAUCAACGAAUUUAAGGACAAAGUGAAUAAUCUUUUUGAAGUGUAUGUAGAUUCUAUUGUAGAAGAUGCUAAGAUCGACGAUAAUGACUUCAAUGUGCUGAACCAUGGCGAUGCUUGGAUAAACAAUAUCAUGUUCCAAUAUCACAAUGAUGGUCAGAUCAAGGAAACCUAUUUGCUUGACCAUCAGAUUGGCAAAUAUGGCAGUCCUGCCCAAGAUCUUUACUUUUUCCUUAUGAGUUCCACACAACUGGACAUUAAAGUGGAGAAAUUUGAUUAUUUCAUUAGAUGGUAUCAUGAAAAUCUAGUGGAGAGUGCAAAGCUACUAAACUACAAUGGUUUCGUGCCCACUCUCAAGGAGUUGCAAAUCAUCCUACUAAAGCAUUCCAUUUUCGGCCCGGUCACUGUUUGGAAUCCAUUGUUCAUAUGCCUGAUUGACACAAAUGAAGACUUCAAGGUUGAUUUACUCAUGUCAGACUCGCCUGCGGCAGAGGCAUUGCGAAAGACUACCUUUGGCAACGAAAGAUAUAAGGCACAUUUUGAACUGGUGAUGCCUUGGCUGAAUAACCGUGGCUUAUUGAAUGUUGACAAUAUCCCAAAACUGCAAAAGUAG
Drosophila willistoni is the source of this 1425-nucleotide messenger RNA. RefSeq lists its product as uncharacterized. The record is from RefSeq and is a predicted model, not a curated record. The transcript has 4 exons. Bases 16 to 1425 code for a protein of 469 amino acids. NCBI's taxonomy places the organism in Eukaryota, Metazoa, Arthropoda, Insecta, Diptera, Drosophilidae.